AUGUCUGAAAAGAUAGAAGAACAUGCCCACUUUGAAGGGUCUACAGAUUCUGAAAAAGAUGUUAUUGUAGUUAAUAAUAAAACUACAAAGGAAAGUCUAUCAGAAUCAACUUCCUUAGAGAAUGAAUUGUCAGAUAUUGAUUCUAAUGCUGCUGUUAAUCAACUUUUCUCUUCUAGAGAUGCAGAUGUUACAUUUAAUUUUAUGGAAAAGUUUGAUAAAGAUGUACCAUUAAUUACACCGACACAAGAAAAACAUUUAAGAAGAAAAGUUGCUUGGAUUGUCGUGUCGCUGACUGGCACAAUCGAUUUUUUACUUUAUGCAGAUAAGGCUACUUUAUCCUAUGCAUCAAUUUUUGAGCUUUGGGAUGAUACUCAUUUGACUCAAGAUAGAUACAAUAAUUCAAAUACUUUAUUUUAUGUUGGUUAUAUUAUCGGGUUGUUAAACUUACUUUGGGUUCAAAAAUUUCCUAUAAGAAGAGUUAUGGCUUUCAUGUGUACUUCCUGGACAAUUAUUAUUUUCUUACAUUGUACAGCUUAUAACUAUCAAGGGAUCUAUGCAUUAAGAUUUUUCCUUGGAUUUGUUGAGGCAAUUGCUGUACCAACUUUGAAUAUUACAAUGAAUCAAUUCUUAACACCAAAUGAAAAAAAUGCUUAUGCACCUUUAUUUUAUAGUAGUUGUAUUGGUUGUGGUGUCUUUGUCUCAUUAAUUGCUUAUGGGAUAUUGCAUGCUCAUGCUGCUAUACAUACUUGGAAAUUAUUCAUGAUUAUUAUUGGGGGUAUGACGCUACUAGUUACGUUGGUGGUAUAUUACAUUUAUCCAAGUAAUCCAACAGAUGCUAAAUUUUUGAACCAUAAUGAAAAAAUUUGGGUUAUUAGAAGAAUUCAAAAAGCAUCAAAUUCAUCAAUUGAACAAAAAAGAAUUAAAAAGCAUCAAAUUAUUGAAGCAUUAAAGGAUCCCGUCUCAUGGUUAUUUUGUGCUUUCUUCCUAUUACAACAAUUAGCAAAUAAUUUAACUUAUAUGCAAAAUAUUUUAUUUGAAAAUAUUGGUCAAAUUUCUAAUUUAGAUACUACAAUUGUGUCUAUCGCUUCAGGUGGGUUUGCCUCCGUAUGUGCUCUUAUUGCCACUGUAUUCCUUCUCUAUAAGAAAAAUUUCACAGCCUUCUCUGUCGUCUUUUGGAGUCUUCCCUCUUUAGCUGCCUGUAUUGCCAUGCUUGCAAUCCCUUGGGGUAAUAAUGUAGCAUUACUAGCAAUGCUGUGUCUAGCGUCACCUAUAUUUGGUAUUCCAUGGAUUCUAAUGUUUAGUUGGUCCAUCACAAGCUGUGCAGGAUAUACAAAGAGAAUAACAAGAAAUGGUAUGGUUAUGUUUUGGUACUGUAUUGCUAAUAUAAUUUCUCCUCAAUUAUGGCAAGGUCACGAUGCUCCCAGAUUUGUUCCUGCCUGGAUUACUCAAAUAGUUUUAUCUUUUUCCUUGGCCCCUUCUUUGGCAUUAGUUAUUUGGUUCAUUUUGAGACGUAGAAACAUUGAAAGAUUGAAAAAUAUUGAGAAAAAUGGGAAAUCACAUAAAGGUUAUAUCGAGGUCGACGGUGAAAAUGUUGCAGUCGAUGGAGCUCAAUUGGAUUUAACUGACCUUGAAAAUGAUCAAUUCAUAUAUCCAUUAUAA
Molecule: messenger RNA, 1659 nt
Organism: Maudiozyma saulgeensis
Lineage: Eukaryota; Fungi; Ascomycota; Saccharomycetes; Saccharomycetales; Saccharomycetaceae
Source: the annotation of a GenBank genome assembly